UCGGAGUCUACGUGCCGAAUUGCAAAAUGCCAGCUGUUAUUUUAUCAUAAUCGUCCAACAAGUGGAAAAGAUCAGAAAAAUUUUAAGAGCAAAAAAAUAUUUAACAAAAGGUGAAAGGGUGGCUGAGAACGAGUUAAACAGGUUACGAAAUACUGCAAAAUAGGGGAAGUAUACACCAACAGGUGGCUACAUUUCGUUAAUUUAUAAUAGCAGUUUUUAUCAUCUGUGUCUGUUAAUUUUGAUACCUGGAUAAGUUAUUAGCACUGCUAGAAGUUCAAUGAGCGUGAAAUAAAAUAAGUUAAAUGCGUUAUUAGCACUGCUAGAAGUUCAAUGAGCGUGAAAUAAAAUUUAGUUUGUAUGCUCCAAGAAUUUUUGCAACAGGUGUAUUCCUUGGCAUAUGUCUCUCUCAAAUAUAACUUUUUAACUAGUCACAACUGUUGUUAGAGUAGUUCCGCAAUAGAUUAUGGUGUCCUGUUAAUACAGCCGCACCAUUUAUUAAUCUGCCGUGUUCAAAGCACAGUUGUAAUAACCGAUUCUAGAGUGUGAUCUUUUAUUUUGAGGCGCUCUUUUAAGUUCUAACCGGAUUGCGCAUCGCUGGCUCUUAGUGUCCAGUUGUCGCCUUGGUGUUAUCUGGUCAAAAUAAAAGGGGCAGGAUUUGGGUAAAAGUGGUUGGAUCGAAUAAACAAUGUGGUGACAAGUCUAAGACUGGGAUUAUACAAUUAGUUCAAAACACACACACACUGGCCGAUCAAGGAUAAUCGCUUGAUGGUUUUAGUGCCUCGGGCUUGACAUUUAUAGGCAUUUGUUGAAUGAAUUUAAAUUAUUAUAACCAGUCAAAACUUAGUUACUAGUUGCUAAUGGCAUUGGACAGAAGCUAUUUGUCCAUUUCAGUGAUUUCCUAAUUGCCAUAAUUGGUGUGAAGCAUUGUUGAAACUUACAUUCCAAAGGUAUAAUCACGUAAGGUCGAGGACUUUUUGCCUUAUGGGUUUUUAAUUUGUCCGUUUUGAGGAGUCCCAUGUACUACUGCUUCGUGCUGAAUAAGUAAAAGCAUAUAUACCUCCUUGUUAUAAUUAAAAAUUCACAUUAAAUUUUCUUUGGCUUUUAAAUCAAUACGUGUUGUCUAAAUCGAUCUUUAAACAACAAGAAUAAACAAGUUUAAAGAAUCUUGAGGCAUUACAAAUCAUCGGAUCUUUUCAUUUUGUUUUUGCACUAUUAAGAAUUCUAGCCAUUAAUAAGCAGAAAUUAGCAAUCUUUAAUUUUGUUGACUUUCUUACUCGGCAAGUGAUUUUUAGUUGCGAAUCAAACAUAUCGAAAACGAGAAGCGUUUUGCUUGCGCCAUCCUUAUCAUUGAUAGUCCCUAUUGUGCAGUGUUUUAUAAAUCAUAUCACCAUUUGCACCUUACAAUUCGAAUUACCAGUCAAAAAUAAAAGUUUGGUACGAAAAGAGUCUUAGAAAUGAGUUCCAAGUACAUCUUCAGUGAAAAGCGUCUUCGAAGACACAGCAAGAAGGACUUGUCGAAGACAAAGACUUCGCCUGUAGACAUUAGGACUGGACAAAACCGACUCUUCAACCCAUCAAAAAUGGCAUCACCCUGUGAAACAGGAGCAUUAGACAACUGGGCAGCCACCACGACACCACAUACGACAUACUCAACGACUGAUAGGAUCAACCAAUGCGAAGUGACUGUCAGAUCCGAACACGACUCGUCUCCGUCAUCAAAUUCAUAUUCGUCAAACGAGGACAGAGAACAACCCCAGAAUCAUAACCCGAGAAAGGGGAGCACCUCAGAAUACAGUUACGAUGACGACACUUCAGUUGAAUUGAUUUACCUUUUGAACAGUCAAGAAAAGUCGAUUUUGUUCCAACUUUGUGCACACCAACUGAACAGAUUAGUUGAACUGUCGCCGGAAGCUCUAAAAGCUUUGAUCACGUUCCAACCAGUGACGUCAGCAAACAGCCUUGGCAAUCAAAAACAGUUCAGAAAUUCAGCUGCAAAUUCACCCAGUAACAAUAUGGGAAGUAAGCCGUCGAGCUCUUUGGCGGACAAGGCGAAAUCGGCUUUGUUCACAUGGGGCGGUAAAAAUCAGAAUAGUGGAUGUGACGUGACAGUUUUGGACAUUUCAGUAGUGAAGAUAUUGUCGGACCACCUCUUACAGAAUCUUGACUUCGAAGGCUUGUUCAGAGUCCCAGGCAACUUGAUACGAGUUGAGAAACUGAAAGAGGGCAUCCGAACUGGCGAGCUCUCUAAUCUUCUAGCCACCGGAUACUUCACCCAACACGACAUUGCCAGUGUCCUCAAGCAUUACCUGUCAAAUAUAGACCUCAUCCCAGUGUCGACCCAUUUAACUCAUCUGCUGAUCGCUAAUGUCACUCAUUUCCUGGACCACGAGAGAAGCAUAGUGAAAGAGAACAGCAAAAAGUUGGUUUCGUCACUUGAAGACUUGAACUCGAAAAUGACAAAAAAUUCGCCGCCUGAUGACGCUAUGAGUGGAAACGGUCGAAGUGUGCAAAACAUGGAACAAUUGUUGGGAAACUUAGAAACUCUUUCGCAGUUUGAACAGAAGAAGAAAGAACACAUUGAGGCUCUGCAGAUUGUGUUCUGCAUGCUGUCCGCCAAUCAGAGAGCCAUUCUGAAGAUUGUAUUGUCUAUGUUGUAUCAAGUGGCCAAGAAUAAGAAUAUCACUAGGAUGUCGGCGUCCAACUUGGCCACCAUAUUUGCACCACAUUUCUUCGCUUCUAAUCCCACACCGGCCUCGAUGGCUGCUCAAGGCAAGUGUCCCGUAAACUCAUCUGCCUCUGUGAACCUCAAUGUGACCUGUGUUGAGAAUUGGACUCUGACUUGCUAUGCCGUGACCUUUAUGAUCAGACAUUGGCGUGUGGCUCUGCAGGUGCCUGGAGAUCUAAGAGAACAGGUGUCCAACUACCUCUACGCCAGACAGAAUGCAUCCCAACUCAUCAACUAUGGUUCAGGCUCUAACGAAAACGAGAAGCGUGGACGCUUCAGAGCUUUCAUGAAAAGCGGAGGGGCCAAAGACAUUGGUCAGCCAGCGGAGUCCAAUGUAAUCAAAGAUAAACAAUCGAAACACAAGAGAUCAACAACUCCCAACGCCAUUGGAAAUGGUAGCAGUGGGAAACACAGAAGCAAAUCAGCCCAUACCGCAAUUACAAGUGCAUUUAGAAAUCGACUCCCUGGUGUGAAUUUGGUUGACAAGCGAGAUUCCUAUGAUGUCAAUAGACACCAGACAAACCAUCAUCACCAGCCGAUCAUCAGAAACCAAAGACAUCUUUCUCCCCCCUCAAUGCCGCGAACUCCCCUCAAAAUUUCACCUUUACAGAAUUCUCCUCAUAUCGCUGCUUUCAGGAACACACCUGUUUAGACUGUUCGAAACUUGAUUAGAAUCAUAAUCUCAUACGUCAUUCUAAAACUUCAAAUGUUGAGACUAGCAUAAACUUCUCCUUUAAAAGAUGCUACUAAUUAGUGUAGAUUUGAAUUGAUUCAUUUGAUUUGGUUGACUUGUGUGCAUUGUGUUGUAUAUGUUUGUGUUCUCAGUACUUUUUUUGAUUCACCUGCCGUCCAGUUAAUUGUGCCCAGCAGAGCUGGGAUUGGCCGGCCUUUUGGUUUUUAAAAGUUGGAUUUGCAUUGUUGUGCUAAUGUGAUUAGCUGUAGCUUUAUACCAUAAGAAAAAUAGAACUCUUAACAAAACCCUAA
Molecule: messenger RNA, 3709 nt
Organism: Symsagittifera roscoffensis
Lineage: Eukaryota; Metazoa; Xenacoelomorpha; Acoela; Convolutidae
Exons: 6
Coding region: 1455-3377 (640 amino acids)
Biological process (GO): regulation of small GTPase mediated signal transduction; signal transduction
Cellular component (GO): cytoplasm
Molecular function (GO): GTPase activator activity
Source: RefSeq, a predicted model, not a curated record